Messenger RNA from Gopherus flavomarginatus (Mexican gopher tortoise), 2780 nucleotides. It is a transcript of the gene SGPP2, whose product is annotated as sphingosine-1-phosphate phosphatase 2. NCBI's taxonomy places the organism in Eukaryota, Metazoa, Chordata, Testudines, Testudinidae. The transcript is spliced from 5 exons. Gene Ontology annotation, biological process: sphingosine metabolic process; phospholipid dephosphorylation. Gene Ontology annotation, molecular function: sphingosine-1-phosphate phosphatase activity. The record is from RefSeq and is a predicted model, not a curated record. Gene Ontology annotation, cellular component: endoplasmic reticulum membrane. The coding region runs from base 13 to 1167 and encodes 384 amino acids.
CUUCCCUGGAGCAUGGCCCAGGUGCUCCGCAGCUCCCAGCUCGUCGCCCGCUUCCAGCGCUGCUGCGGGCUCUUCCCCGCCGCGGAGGAAGGAGCUGGCGAUGGGGACCAUGUCCCGGCCCGGGACACCUGCCCCCGGGGCAGCCCCGCCCGGCAGCGGCUGCCAGAGGCCAACGGUGUGAAGAGCAGCCCCCAGCCGCAGGAUUGUGCACACAAGUAUGUUGUGAAGAAUUAUUUCUACUACUACCUGUUCAAGUUUUCAUCUGCCUUGGGUGAAGAGAUUUUUUACAUCACAUUCCUUCCAUUCACCUACUGGAACAUCAAUCACGAUGUGUCGAGGAGGCUGGUAAUGAUGUGGUGUAUUGUUAUGUACAUAGGCCAAGUCAUUAAGGACAUCCUGAAGUGGCCUCGUCCUCAUUCACCUCCUGUUGUGAAGCUGGAAAUGAGAGCAGAAUAUGGAAUGCCAUCCACCCAUGCCAUGGCAGCUACAUCCAUUUCCUUCACAUUUUGUAUUGCAACAAUAAACCAAAACAAGUACUCACUUGUGUUAGGACUAAUGGCAGCAUUUGUAUUUUCUACCCUGGUGUGUCUCAGCAGACUUUACACUGGAAUGCACACUGUACUGGAUGUGAUUGGUGGAACUCUGAUUUCAGCUGCGUUAAUUGUACUCACAUAUCCUGCAUGGGAUAUCAUAGACCACUUGAUGUUAACCAGUCCAUUCUGCCCUAUACUUUCCACAGUCGUGCCCCUUCUCCUAUGUUACAACUAUCCCAAACUAGAGGAUUACAGCCCUACUCGAGCAGACACGACGACUGUCCUUGGAGCAGGAGCUGGAGCAACCAUAGGAUUCUGGUUGAAUAACCUAUAUGAAGCACCAAACUAUCCCAACGAAAGUCUUCAUCUCAGCCUUCCUCCAAUCACUGAAAUGAUGAUGGUGGUGCUGGCAAAGUUCUUAGUAGGGAUAUUUAUUCUUUUGGUCACACGUUAUUUCAUCAAAGGCCUGGCCCUCCGUGUGUUGUGUUCUAGGUACCAGGUUUCUCUCAACAAUCUAAAAGUCAGACAACGACUGGAAAUAGAAGUGCCCUACAAAUUUAUAACAUAUUUUUCUGUUGGCUUCAGUGCUACAGUGCUUGUGCCAUUAGUACAUGAGUUAUUAGGAUUAAUAUGAGUGUGAUGCAUUGUUAGAAAUAGUUUAUUGCAAAACCAUGUUGAAGAUGCAAAGAAUUUACUCAAAGGAAAAGACUUCACCAGAAAGUGUGUUGUGCCUUUCUGCACUGGCCUAAAAUAUCUACUGUUGAAUAUCCCAGGGAAUCACUGAAUGUAAUUUUAAGAUUAGAAAUUACUGGCUAGUCUGUACCCACAGCUACAGAUCUGUGAUCCAGGUGGUUAAUAUGAUGAGUACAAAAACAAGAACUCCUGUUUGUUUUGUUUACUUUCCAAAAAGUUAGCAUGUGCUACAGUUUCAGUGUUGUGUCACUCACGGUUCAGCCUCAGUACUUCACUCCUCUGUUUUGGAAACAUCACAAAGGUGAUGCUUACACGGUUGGAUAUAUGGCAGGUUUCCCUCACUGCAUCCUGCAAUCUCUGAUGGCCUCCCACACUUCAAGUAAGGGAUUCUGUUUUAUGAUGCCAUGUAGGGUGUAGCAGAUACAAGAGAGCAAUUCUGCUGCAGGGACAGAAUCAGCUCCACAGUGGUCAGGAAUUGGGGUUAGUAUAAAUACUGCUACUGAGAAUAAGAAAAGUGUGCAUGUGUAAGCAGCAGGGCUGAGAAGGCCUCAUAUGGGGAAGAAGCUGCCAACCUAGUAUUAAAGCUCCACUCUCCAGCCUAUCAUUGCUCAAUAUUGUGUUCUCCUGGGUAAUUGGGCAGCCAAAGGAAGAAGUUGCUGAGGGAGGAAAUCCACAGGGAAGGUAGCAGGAAAUUAGAAGUGAUCAGAAAGAGGUAAGCCUGGCUAAGUGGGUGGCUAGCCAAAAACAAAAUGAGAAUGGCUUGAAAUGACAUAGGGCCUGAUGCUGCCAUGAAGCUGCGCUUUAAAACUGGCAUGGAUUCAGUGGAAGUGUCCUGCUGACUAAGAUGUCAGGCUCUCUGAAUUAGAUGCCCUUAGGAACUAACAUGCACAGAAACCAUAAACCUAGAUAAGGUUACACAUAUGUGUUUCCCUUGUGACUGCUCUUAAUUGUUAAAUGUUGAAAUUUUAUGACACUUUUUGUACUUGUUACUUGAUGUAAUCCGUCUUCUCAGUACACGGACAGCUUUCCUUGUUAAGACUUGUUUUACCUAUUGGAAAACUAACUUUUUUCUUUUGUGUUUCAUACCAAAAAUCUUACUGAAAUAUUACUGAAAAUUCUGCUUGGCUAUGCUUCAACUAGGGAAGUGAGCACACAACGGGGAGCCACGUGCUCCUGAAUCAAUAUCCCAGCUGCCAUGGAUUCCCUCUUGGGAAAACCACUUAUCUACCUUGCCUCAGUUCCUCCAUCCCUAAAAGUGCAACAAUAAUUUCUGCCUACCUCACAGGGAUGUUGUGAGGACUAAUUAGUGUUUCAAGUGUAUUAUGGAAAGUGCUGAGUAUUAACAGUCAAGUGACCAUAAAACACAGUGAUACAAUGGCCAUAAUUUUCUGGUGCUAAGCUCCACUAUGAUUUGUCUUCUGUGCAUCUUGCAUUAGUACACAAGAAUAGUCAUGUUCUUAACCAUUAAUAGUUAAGGGUGGCUGCUGCUGCUGUGACUUCCAGGACACUAAAACGUGUUAGCAAUUGCACCAAUAAGCUGAUAGAAGUUCAGCU